AUGGAGCAGCCGGCUGAUGGACCGAUCCAGUCGAUAGCAGAACCUGGUGUGAAAGCUUCGGGCCCUCUUCUCUACUCCAUGAGAAAGGAAGUGGCCGAUCUGCUGGGAAGGCACCAGAUGGGAUUCCCUGGAGCUCAGCCAGUUAGUUUCGCGAGACAACAUCUCGACGAGCUACAAAAACAAGACUACUAUGUCUGCGAAAAAUCGGACGGUAUUCGAUACCUGCUUUACUUGACCUCGGAUGAAGAAGCCUGCGAGGCGCACUACCUCAUCGACCGCAAAAAUGACUACUGGUUCAUCACCAACAGAAAUCUUCAUUUCCCGCUCGAGAACAACACGCAAGCUUUUCAUCGAGACACCCUCGUAGAUGGCGAACUCGUCUGGGACAGCCUACCCAAUGGAAAGAAGGAACCGCGCUUCCUUGUGUUUGACUGCCUCGUCAUGGAUGGGAACAAGCUUAUGGACAGGACCCUCGAUAAACGACUAGCAUACUUCAAGGAGAGGCUGUAUACGCCCUAUAAAAAGCUGUUCAAGGAGUAUCCCGACGAGCUGAAAUUUCAGCCCUUCUUUGUAGAGAUGAAGCCGUUUCAGCUGGGCUACGGGAUUGAGAUGAUGUUCAAGCAGGUCCUUCCAAGCCUGAAGCACGGCAACGACGGACUGAUAUUCACCUGUCGCAACACGGCGUACAAGCACGGCACAGACCCCCACAUCCUUAAGUGGAAGCCUCCAGAGGAAAACACGAUUGAUUUCCGGCUCAAGCUGGCGUUCCCCCUGGUUGAGCCCGAUGAAUGGGAGAGAAAGGACGGCAUCACGGAACCCUUUAUCGACUACGACAGUGUCCCAAAGUCCGAGCUGCUCAUGUAUCUGGGGGAGGGUGGUGACAAGUACCAGCGCUUUGCGGAUCUGUACUUGACCGAGGAGGAGUGGGAGACGCUCAAGGGUCUGAACGAUCCACUAGACGAACGCAUCAUCGAGUGUAAUCAGGAUGACCAGGGACGCUGGCGACUGCUCCGCUUCAGGGAUGACAAGCAUGAGGCGAACCACAAGAGCACAGUGCUCAGUGUCCUGGAGAGCAUCAACGAUCGCGUCUCGGAGAAGGAUCUGUAUCGAGCUGCUGGCCCCAUACGAGAUAGCUGGAAGGCGAGACAAGCUCGCUCUACUCAGGUUCGUGAGCGAUAG
Messenger RNA from Metarhizium album ARSEF 1941, 1179 nucleotides. Its product is annotated as mRNA capping enzyme, alpha subunit. Gene Ontology annotation, molecular function: mRNA guanylyltransferase activity; ATP binding. Gene Ontology annotation, cellular component: mRNA capping enzyme complex. Lineage: Eukaryota; Fungi; Ascomycota; Sordariomycetes; Hypocreales; Clavicipitaceae. Gene Ontology annotation, biological process: 7-methylguanosine mRNA capping. The transcript has 2 exons. Bases 1 to 1179 code for a protein of 392 amino acids. The record is from RefSeq and is a predicted model, not a curated record.